UAUAGAGAAAACAUAAACAUAACCUCAAAAUGUCUGAGACAAUGUCUUCGUGUAAUGAAAGUGCAUUUAUAGGCUCGAAAGAUGAAUAUUUAAACGAGACUUUUGAUGGAAGUACAGAUUAUCGUAAAAUACAUUUACAAAAUGAAAAUUAUCGUCAAGAAUUACACGAAUUACAUCUAAAACUUAUCCAUAAUGAAGCUAUGCAAAGGGAACUUCAAGAAGUUAAUGAAUCAUUGGAACAAUUGCUAAUAAAGGAAAAAGAGAAAGCAGAAAAAAAACUUCACGAUAUUCAAGAAAAAAACCGGGAAACUAAAGAAGCGUAUGAAAAUCAACUUAGUGACCUAGGAAUAAUAUUAGAAAAUAAAGAAAAAGAAAAUAAGGAAUUAUAUGAUUCAUUACAUCAAUUCAAAGUUAAAACAUCACAAGAUAAUUCAUAUAAAACCGAUGAUAUUGAAGAAAAGUUAACACCAUUAAAAGAGCAGAUCCAAGAACUUUUAAUCAAUUUAGAAGAUGAAAAACGAAAAAAAGAGGAUGCUGAAGAAACUAUUAAAGAUAUUAAAAAUCAAGUUUUUGAACUUCAAGAAAUUUUAGAAGUAACUAAAAAUAAUUUGAAAGAAAAAAAUGAAGUAUUAGAAAGUAUUCGUGAAGAAUUAGUUAUUUGUCGUUCAGAGAUAGAAACAUUGAAAAUUGUUCCUGCUAGUGAAUCGUGCAAAGGUAAUUCUUUGUUUGCUGAAGUUGAGGAUCGACGUCAACUUGCGGUAAAUAAAGUAACUAUUUUAAAAAAGAAAUAUGAUGAACUAAAACAAGCAUAUGAUAUAAAAGCUGAAGAAGUUAAAACUCUUAAAAUAGAGAAAGCAUCUAUAUUAAGAAAAUGGGAUGAAUAUGUAAACAUAUUUUCAGAAGAUAAUGAAUUAAUAAAUAAAUAUAAAAACAGAAUUCGAGAUUUGGAAAAAAAAUUAUUAGAAGUUCAACAAACUAAUACCGAAACGAAAACAAUUGAUAACUCCUUUAGCUAUUUGGAGUCAUUACUAGCAGAGAAAAAAAAAGAAAUACAGGAGUUACAUCAGAGGAUUGAACGUGAUUCUGUUGAUAUGUUACUUCAAACUGAAAUAAAACAUAAAAUAGCUAAACAACUUCAAUACUGGCAAUAUAAAGCAAUGUAUAUGGAAGCACAAUUAUCAGCAAUUAAAAGUCAGUUAGAAUUGGAAAAUGCAAUUUCAUCAGAUUAUAAAUUAUUUUUUGAAGCAAUAGAACAACACAGGACUAUUUAUAAAGAUUUUCCUGAUAAAGAAGAAAUAAUAUUAGAAAGUGAUAUAAAAAAUAUAGAAAAAGUUACAUCAGAAUUAACAACAUUAAAAAAUACAUUACCAAUUAAUUACCUUAAGUCUAAGAACAUGCUACAAACAACUAGUAAUAUAGAUACCGUAUAUAAAUCAGAUCUAUUAAUAAAUAAAUCAUAUAAAGCAGAUAUUGAUAAAAAUUGUCUUGAUCAUGACAAUGAUAGCACAUCCAAAUUUGAAGAUACAAAAUUGGAAGGAAACGCGAACAUAGUACAAUGCAAAAUAAUAGAGAACAAUACAAUACUAGAUCUUAAAGCAACUCAUAUUGAAACAACAGAUUUAAAUUUAAUUGGAGAAGUACAAAAACCGCAGAAAAUUGUACAGUUUGCUGAAGAUACAAAAAAUUCAUUAAGUGACAAUUCCAUAAUAAAAAAGAAGCAAAAUGAAGAAAAAAAGAAAAUUAGAAAACAAUACAAAACUAUAUAUAUUUCAUCUGAAUCAUCUAAAUAAAAGACUAAAGAUAUUGUGACAAUGAAUGGAAAAUUGUAAAUGUAUAUGCAAUUCUGCUUUAUAAUUGUAUUUUUAUAUGUAAAACUACCCUUG
Molecule: messenger RNA, 1883 nt
Organism: Vespa mandarinia (Asian giant hornet)
Lineage: Eukaryota; Metazoa; Arthropoda; Insecta; Hymenoptera; Vespidae
Gene: Spindly
Product: spindle apparatus coiled-coil protein 1 spindly
Source: RefSeq, a predicted model, not a curated record